Nerophis lumbriciformis (worm pipefish) is the source of this 5040-nucleotide messenger RNA. NCBI's taxonomy places the organism in Eukaryota, Metazoa, Chordata, Actinopteri, Syngnathiformes, Syngnathidae. The record is from RefSeq and is a predicted model, not a curated record.
AUGUUUGACGUUCAUGAAAAACCAACCCACUCUGUGGCUCCGCCCCCCUGCAAACAAGCACGCUCGGUCCCGCCUUCCUUCCUUCCUUCCUUUCCUUCCUCCUCCUUCUCUAGCAAAUUGCCCUCCUGUGAACGUCUUGACUACCGGCUUGCCGCUGUUCCUCCGCAACAGCCAACCGUGCGGAGGACUCCCCUCUGGCCACCUCCACCUGCAGCCAUGAACGGUGGAUCUGGCGCGGCGUGGUCCAUCAGCGCUGAGGAGCGGGGGAAGCACGAUAAGCAGUUUGACAGCCUGGCCCCCGUCAUGGGCUAUGUCUCAGGCAAGCAAGCCCGAGGAUUCUUCCUACAGUCGGGCCUGCCUCCCUCUGUCCUGGCCCAGAUCUGGAACCUGGCCGACGCGGACGGCGACGGCAAAAUGGAUCGGCAGGAGUUCUCCGUGGCUAUGAAGCUCAUUAAGAUGAAGCUGCAGGGGCGGAGUUUACCCGCCACGCUGCCGAUGGGCAUGAAGCAGCCUCCUCCCGCCAAUGUCGGACCUUCGUCUGCACGAUUUGGGAUGGGCUCUUUGCCAAACCUGUCGUUCGGCAUGCCGUCGUCCAUGUCCAUCCUAACCCCCAUCCCCGCUAACCCCGUCGUGCCAGCGGCCAGGCCCGCCAUGAUGCUGCCUGUCGUCGCCCCGCUGGGAAAUGCCUACUUUCCUAACUACCGCCUGCAGCUCCCUGGCCCCGUGCUUCCCGUCGCCGCAGGCCUUCCUCUGUCAGGUUUUUCCUCCCCGCUGACAUUUUCUCCGCCCGGCAGCGGCGGCGUGUCUCAAGCCAACUCCCUCGUGGACCUUGGCUCCAGCAGCUCCAAUUCGUCCUCCACCACAUCUCUAGCUAGCAACUCGCCCAAAAUGGCGGCGGGGGGCUCCAACGACUGGGCCGUGCCCCAAGCGUCCAGACUCAAGUACCGGCAGCAGUUCAACACGCUGGAUAAGCUCAUGAGUGGCUACUUGUCGGGAGCUCAAGUAAGGAACGCACUGAUUGCAUCCAACCUAACGCAGACUCAGUUAGCUACAAUCUGGAACCUGGCCGACGUGGACAAGGACGGCCAGCUGCGGGCCGACGAGUUCAUACUGGCCAUGCAUCUGGUGGACACGGCCAAGACGGGCCGCCCGCUCCCGCUGAGCUUGCCCCAAGACCUCGUACCGCCUCAAAUGAGAGGAGGCGGCAAGUGCAAUGAGCUCGUCAAUGGAGGAGGACCUUAUGGAAGCUCUUCUUUGUUGGACACGCUGGAGAUAGAACCUAUCCUGAAGAACAAAAGCAGUGUGUCCUACGAGGACAAACUGAAGGAAAACUUUGCGCGAGGAAGUGCCGAACUGGAGAAGCGGAGGCAAGCCCUGGAGGAGCAGCAGAGAAAGGAGCGAGAGCGCCGAGCGCGCCAAGAGCGGGAGGACAGGGAGCGGCGCGAGAGAGAGGCCCGCGAAGCCGAGCAGCGCCGCCGGCUGGAAGAGGAACGUCGCCGGGAGCUGGAGCGCCAACGUGAAGAAGAGAGACGCAAGGAGACGGAGAGGAUGGAGGCCGCCAAGCAAGAGCUGGAGCGCCAGCGUCGGGAGCAGUGGGAGCGGGAACGCAGGGAGGAGCUGAGCGGUACCCGCGAGGCCGAGCGCCGAGAACUCGCUCGCCUCCGGGCCAAGAAGAAGAGUCUGGAGUUGGAGCUGGAAGCCGCGGGCGACCGCCACAAGCAGAUCUCGGACCGUCUACGCGAUGCGCAAAGCAAGAGACGACUCCGGAAGGCCGAGGUGGAACUGGUCAAUCAGAAGAGAGAUGCGCGCAACGUGGAGAUCGACGCGCUUCAGCUUCAGUUGGAGGACUGGCAGAGCAAGCUCUCCUUGCUGCUUCCUGAGCAACAGAAACUAACCGAGAAACUAAGGAACAUGAAGCUGGAGAAAAUUUUACCGGUGACAUUGGCCUCCCUGAGCGCCGCAGUGACCGAUAAAGGUGUCACCUGCCGCAAGCUAAAGGAGCAACUGGACGCCCUGCAGAAGGAAAGCACGGACAAGCUGACGCAGAUGGAACAAUAUAACAAAGAACUUAAGCUGGAGGACAUGGACGACUGUCUCCUGCGUGCGCUUUUGUCCCUGCUGGCCUGUCUCAGCCAACUCUUUCUCCUCCUCAAGGAGCUGAGAGAGAAGCAGGCCAGGCAACAGUCCGUCCUAGACGACUUGCGGCGCGUCAAGGAGGAGAAACAGCGUGAGUUGAAGAGACGCAAGGAGGAAGAAGAGGAGCGGCAAAGGAGGAACAGAAUCCAGGAGGAGGAGAGGCGCAGGAAGGAGGAAGAGGAGGAACGGGAGAGACGGAGGAAGGAGGAAGAGGAGGAGCGGGAGAGACGGAGGCAAGAGGAAGAGGAGAGGGAGAGAUGGAGAAAAGAAGAAGAGGAGAGGGAGAGACUGAGGAAGGAGGAAGAGGAGGCCAGACGGGCAAAAUUGGAGCAGGAGAGGAAGGCGAGGGAGGAGGAAGAGAAGAAAAAGAAAGCGGACGAGAAGAAAAUGACAGAGGCAGUGGAGGCCAGCAUUUACAAAGCGCUAUACUCCUUCUCAGCUCGCAACAAGGACGAACUGAGCAUCGACGCCGACUGUCUAAUUGAGGUGGACGAGCGGACGCUGGGAGAGCCGGGCUGGCUGUGCGGGAGUUACCGUGGAAACAAGGGCUGGUUCCCUCACAGUUAUGCCGAGAAGUUGACGGAAAGCACCACGCCGACGUCGGGACCGGCUUCCGGUCCUCCGUUGCUCCCCGUCGUAGUAGUCCCUGAUGGAGAAAGAACAGGCGAUAGUGGACAGUCAGACGCAUUGCAGGAUACCAGCGGCACUUCCUCCGAAAACCACCUCAACCCCACGUUUUGUGAUGAAACGGAGGCGCCGGAUGGAGGCGAAGGCGUUCGACUGGAAGAGUAUGUGGCGCUGUAUACCUAUGAGAGCCCGGAAGCGGGCGACCUCACCUUUGAGGAGGGCGACGUGGUGGUGGUGACGGAGCAGGAAGGCGAAUGGUGGCGGGGGUGCAUCGGCGACCAAAUCGGCGUUUUCCCUUCCAACUAUGUGCGGCCUGUGGAGCCAGAGGAGUCCAAACCCGGCGGGCCCAACAAGAAGCCUGCAGAGAUCGCUCAGGCCGUUGCGCCUUCUGCCGCUGCCAUACAUCGCCUGUGUUUGUCUCCCGGGCAGCUCAUUGUGGUUUUGGCCAAGAACUCAUCCGGGUGGUGGCUCGGAGAACUGCGGGCUCGGGGAAAGAAACGUCAGAGGGGCUGGGUUCUGUCUUCGCACGUCAAGCUGCUCGGACCCUCCGGCAAUAAGUCGUCACCGUCGCCUUUGCCAGUGUGCCAAGUGAUCGCCAUGUACAACUACACGGCGGCCAAUCCCGACGAGCUGAGCUUCUCCAAAGGCCAGCUCAUAAACGUCUUGGAUAAAACCAACCCGGAUUGGUGGAAAGGGGAGGCCGACGGCGCCACCGGUCUGCUGCCCACCAACUACGUCAAAAUGACCACCGAGUCCGACCCCAGUCAGCAAUGGUGCGCGGACCUGAUGACCCUGGAGACCAUGAGCCCACAGGAGAGGAAGCGGCAGGGUUACAUCCACGAGCUCAUCCAUACCGAGGAGACCUACGUGGACGACCUGGAGCUAGUGCUGGAGGUGUUCUACAAGCCAAUGUCAGAAUCGGGCCGACUAACAGAAGCGGAGAUGGGUGUCAUAUUCGUCAACUGGCGGGAGCUCAUUAUGUGUAACAGCAAACUGCUCAAGGCUCUGCGCGUGCGCAAGAAGAUGGGCGGCGACAACAUGCCGGUGCAGCUGAUCGGAGAGCUACUGGCGUCGGAGCUGACGCGCAUGCAGCCUUACGUCCGAUUCUGCUCCUGCCAGCUCAACGCUGCCGCCCUGCUGCAGAGCAAAAUGCAUGACCAGCCAGACUUCAAGGACUUCCUCAAGAAGAUUGCCACUAACUACCGCUGCAGAGGAAUGCCUCUAUCCAGCUUCCUCCUCAAGCCCAUGCAGAGAAUCACACGCUACCCUCUGCUCAUCAAAAACAUCCUGGAGCACACGCCCGAGCACCAGGCGGACCACUCGCCCCUGAGGGACGCUCUGGAGCGGGCCGAGGAGCUCUGCUCGCAGGUCAACGAGGGCGUCAGGGAGAAAGAGAACUCGGAUCGUUUAGAGUGGAUCCAGAGCCACGUGCAGUGCGACGGCGCCAUCGAGCACUUAGUGUUCAACUCGCUGACUAACUGCCUGGGGCCACGCAAGCUGCUCCACAGCGGCCGUCUGCACAAGACCAAAAGCAGCCGGGAAUUGUGGGCUUUUCUUUUUAACGACUUCCUGCUCCUGACGCAGAGCACCAAAUCUUUGUCCUCCUCCGAUAAGCUCUUCGGUCCUAAGAGCGGCAUUCAGUUCAAGAUGUACAAGACGCCGCUAUUCCUCAAUGAAGUUUUGGUGAAAAUGCCGCCGGACCCGUCGAGCGACGAGCCGCUCUUCCUAGUCUCACACAUCGACCGCGUUUACUCGCUCAGGACGGACACCUUGAAUGAAAGGGCAGCGUGGGUGCAAAAAAUCAAAGCGGCCUCGGAGCUCUUCAUCGAGACUGAGAAGAAAAAACGUGAGAAGGCCUAUCAAGCUCGUUCGCUGAAGACCGGCGGCAUCGGCAGGCUACUGGUGACCGUCUCGGAAGCCCAGGAGCUUAAAGCCUGCAAGCCCAAUGGAAAGAGCAACCCUUACUGCGAGCUGACCAUGGGGGCACAGUGCUACACGUCCCGAUCGAUUAGCAACACACUGAACCCCAAGUGGAAUUUCAACUGCCAGUUUUUCGUCAAAGACCUCUACCAGGACGUCCUGUGCAUCACCGUCUUUGAGAAGGACCAGUUUUCACCAGACGACUUCCUGGGCCGCACCGAAGUUCCCGUGGCGACCAUCAAAAAGGAAAUGGAAAGCAAAGGCGCCGCCAGUCGCCGCUUGUUGCUCCACGAAGUUCCCACAGGAGAAGUCUGGGUCAAGCUGGACCUGCAGCUCUAUGAGACACCACUCAAAUGA